Eupeodes corollae is the source of this 2284-nucleotide messenger RNA. It is a transcript of the gene Syx5, whose product is annotated as syntaxin-5. NCBI's taxonomy places the organism in Eukaryota, Metazoa, Arthropoda, Insecta, Diptera, Syrphidae. Gene Ontology annotation, biological process: vesicle fusion; endoplasmic reticulum to Golgi vesicle-mediated transport; intracellular protein transport. The coding region runs from base 441 to 1778 and encodes 445 amino acids. Gene Ontology annotation, molecular function: SNAP receptor activity; SNARE binding. Gene Ontology annotation, cellular component: SNARE complex; endomembrane system; Golgi membrane. The record is from RefSeq and is a predicted model, not a curated record. The transcript is spliced from 2 exons.
GUAUCAUCUGUCAUGCAAUUUCACUUUGUGCGAAAGGUGUUUUUCUUUUUAUUUUUUAUUUUUAAUUUACAAAAUUCCACACAAAAUUAAGUUAUAAAUUAUCUUUGAAAGUGUUAAACUCCUUCAAACAUAAUCUACAACUUCAAAAAUAUAAAGAAAAACAAUUGAAAACCCCUUUCCCCGAGGAAAAGAAAAAAACAAAAAUACAAAAAUAAAAAUCUCAAGGACGUAGUCUACGACGACGACUUCGACGACCAUUGCUGAGUCACUUGUGAAAAAAAAAUAAAAACAAGAAAAACUCUUCAUAUUUUCUUUUGUUUAAUCGAAUAUUGAAAUCUGAGGAAAAGCUACCGUUAUUUAAUAUCAAUUAAUGCAUGAAAAAUACCUCAUACCUUACAUCCCAUUAAUAUUUUAAUUUCCUUCUGUGGGUGGAUUAUGAGAUGCAAACUAGACGUCGCUUACAAUCAGGAGUUUACACUGACGCACCGCUGGACGAUAGUAUAAGCGGCACAGUAACCACAACUAUUCCAUCGUCUGUUGUCGUUGACACACAACUCGAUCUACAGCUCCAGGAAUCGGACGACAAUAAGAAAUAUUCCAAAGGUUGGAACUUUCGUAACUUCUCGAAUCGCAUCCAAAUUUCAUCGGGGAAUGCCCUCAGGGCAUUGAUACAAACUCCACUGACCUCAGCAAUAGCAUCAGAUUCACAAUAUUUUGGAUCGGCCCCUCAGAGCCAGGGACAGCAGUUGAAUCAAUUCGAAGACGAGUUUGGUGGUGAUUCGUUGGAGGAACCCUUUGACAAGGACAAAAUAAUCGUAAUGGCAGCUCGAGAUAGAACGAACGAAUUUGCGAAUGCGAUACGUUCGCUGCAAAGCAGAAAUAUAUCGCGAGCAGUUAGCGUAAAAGAUCCACGCAAAGCCAGACAAAUUCAGAGCCAUUCAGAGUUUAUGAUGGUGGCUAAGUUGGUUGGAAAAAAUAUCGCUAGCACCUACGCCAAGCUGGAGAAAUUGACACUCUUGGCAAAAAAGAAAAGUCUCUUCGAUGAUAGACCCCAGGAAAUUCAAGAACUCACAUACAUCAUUAAAGGUGACCUAAAUGCGCUGAACCAGCAAAUAGCCCGCCUCCAGGACAUUUCAAAAGACCAACGUCGUACCACCAACGGCAAGCAUUUGGUAUCACAUUCCUCAAAUAUGGUACUCGCCCUCCAAUCCAAAUUGGCCAGCAUGAGUACAGAUUUCAAGCAAAUCCUCGAGGUGAGAACCGAGAAUUUGAAACAACAAAAAACCCGACGUGACCAAUUCAGCCAAGGACCAAUGACCAGCCGAAUGUCGGCAGCAACAGCCAAACAAGGAAGUCUCCUGCUAAGCGAAGAGAAUCAGAUUAGCAUUGACAUGUCCGCCGAUGAGAAUCGUCCACUCCUUGCCGGUGGAUCGGGCGGCGGCCACCAUUCGAAUCAAAUACAAGCCCAACAGCAAAUGGUGCUGUACGAUGAAUCUGAUAAUUACGUCCAACAACGAGCUGAAACUAUGCAAAAUAUCGAAAGUACAAUUGUGGAAUUGGGUGGAAUAUUCCAGCAGCUGGCACACAUGGUGAAGGAACAGGAGGAAAUCGUUGAGCGAAUCGACACGAAUGUGCAGGACGCCGAAUUGAAUAUUGAGGCAGCCCACGGAGAGAUUCUCAAGUAUUUCCAAUCGGUAUCGAAAAAUCGUUGGCUUAUGAUUAAGAUAUUCGGUGUUCUGAUAUUCUUCUUUAUUUUCUUUGUUGUAUUUUUAGCGUAAUAAUUAUUAAAAAUAUUAUAAUGUAUUAAAAAAAAUAUUAUUUCCAUUAAUCUAUUAUUAUAAACUGUGAACUGUAAAAUGUUUUUUGUUUUAUAAUCUUAUAUUCUUACCUUUUUUUUUGUUUUGAUUGGAAAAUUAUGAAAAAUUAUUAAAUACUUUAAAUCUAAAAAAAUCGAACAUUUUUAUUUAAACAAAAAAGAGGUAAUUAUUUAUACCCAGUGCGAGGGGAAGGUCAUAACAGCAAAUAACAGCAAACAUUAUUAUCUGUUUAAUAAUUUAUUAACAUGAUAAUAAGGUUUGAAAAUCGUUAAAAUAAUUUGUUAAUACAUGAUUUAGGUGAAAUAAUUAUCUUUUGGGAUAUUUAUGUUUAACUUUGGGUUGACUUUAUUUUUCAUUGGAUUUAACUUAUUCGUUUUAUGGUUUUAUAUGCGGAUGGUGUGCUGAAAAAUGUAAAGAAAAUUUAUAAAUAAAAACAACAACAAAAAUAAAUUAAUUCAAACACUAAA